AUGACAGACCAACGAAGUCAGAUAUCUGAAAGAGUGAGUAUACCAAGCUCAAUGACAGACCAACAAAGUCAUUUAUCUGGAAGGGAGAGUAUUCCUAGUUCAAUGAUGGAGCAGCAAAGCCAGAUAUCUAGAAGAGAGAGUACCCCCAGUUCAAUGAGAGACGAACGAAGUCAGAUAUCUGGAAGAGAAAGUACUCCUGGUUCAAUGAUGGGCCAGCAGAGUGAGAUAUCUGGGAGAGAGAGUAUCCCCAGUUCAAUGAGAGACGAACGAAGUCAGAUAUCUGGAAGAGAGAGUACUCCCAGUUCAAUGAGAGAGAGUACUCCAAGUUCAAUGAGAGAGAGGAGUCACAGUUCAAGAACACAACUCUCUGGCAGUAGAGCUUCAACAGCUUCAUCAUCAAAAUCUUUCCAUCACUCAUCCAAAGAUGGCACUGAUAGUAAUCUAUCGCCAGACAACCUGAGUUCAAGAUCCACCUCACAUAAAGCAGUAUCAGAAAUAUCAAGUGGCAGAUCUAUUAGGCAGGACAAGAACACUUCUGUUACUGAAGUCCUUGAUGAGCUUAGUAGAAGUUCUCGCACUCAAUCAUCAUCGACUGAUUUGCCAGCUGGAAUUCAACCAAGAGAUUCAUCUGUAGCCUCAUCUCAACAAUUCAGAUCUGAAAGUGAUGUUGCUUUAACUGAGGUAUCGAAUGAAUCUUCUAGAUCUCAACAGACUACGGUAGUUGGGAAUGAGUCUGAUUCUGUACGUUCUCUUUCAAAAUCAAACAGUAGUCAUUCUUCGCAAGCAUCAAAGAGUGCCUCUUCAGAUAAAAUUAGCACCAACUCAAAUGCUUUAAAAAGUACUCUUGACAAAAGUCAAAAUAAUAAUAUGACAAGUGCUAAAAAAUAUGCCUGGAAAACUGCAAAGAAAUUUGACAAACCUGGUACCUCCCAAAAGAAAAAAAGUACUAACUUAAAUAGCAAGAAUUUUCCUGGUAACAGAAAGAAAAAUCAAAUUGAUUCAAGUCAAAAUGCAGACCAAGACAGAUCUAAUGACCAAAUAGAUAAGCCAGAAAAUACUAGUUCAACUGCUGCAGCUGAACGAAAUGUAAAAAGUUUGUCAGAUGGUUUCUCAAAGAAACAGGCAAAAAAGUCCCAAGGAAGGGAAAAUAUUAGUGAAGGAGAGUAUGUUUGUGAAGAAAAUACUGAAUCCAAUCUUGACAACAAUUCUAGCAAUAAUAAAGUGGUUGCAUCUACAUCUAGGUUUUGCAAAGAUACUAUAAAAGUAUGUAGUGAAUCAGCUCAUGGAAUGCAGUCUUCAACAACAGACAAAGAAUAUGUUAACAAACUGGUCAAAUCUGAAAAAGUCUAUUAUAAUUUUCCAGAAUCCUCUCGUAACCUCAUAAACUCUGGAGAUAAAUUCAGUCUUUAUGGAGCCCUUCGAAAAGAUGGGAAUCGUUAUGUUUUCCGCUUAAUGCAAUACCUUGAACAGACCUAUGAAAACAUUGAUGGAGUAGCACGGCCAUUGCAAGGAAGGAAAAUAUUAAUUUCAAACUCUUACGUGUUUAACAGAUAUCUUGAUUGCUCUGGAGUACUUUCAUUCAUUACAAAGAAGCCCAAGUACCCAUGUCUGAAUAAUCCAGAUUAA
Molecule: messenger RNA, 1626 nt
Organism: Octopus bimaculoides (California two-spot octopus)
Lineage: Eukaryota; Metazoa; Mollusca; Cephalopoda; Octopoda; Octopodidae
Source: RefSeq, a predicted model, not a curated record